This is a messenger RNA of Vespa mandarinia (Asian giant hornet), 936 nucleotides long. RefSeq lists its product as uncharacterized. NCBI's taxonomy places the organism in Eukaryota, Metazoa, Arthropoda, Insecta, Hymenoptera, Vespidae. The record is from RefSeq and is a predicted model, not a curated record.
AUGACGACCUGUGUGUACGGAUGCCGUAUUGUAUAUUCUGGCUCUUCAACUAUAGUGGACAACGAAAAUACGGGUAUUGGAAAAUCAGGCGCUAUAGUUCAAACACUUAUGAAGCCCUACCUUGGAAAGGGUCAUACACUUUUCGUCGACAAUAGGUAUACUAGUCCAGCGUUGUUCAAUUUAUUACAUAAUAAUCGUACAAAUGCUUGCGGAACCGUAAGGCAAAGGCGGAGCGGAAUUCCAAAGACAAAUGAGCGACUAAAAAAAGGGGAAGCAACUUUUCGCUCAUCUAAUAAUUUAUUAUUUAUAAAAUCGGUUGACAAGAGAGAAGUGUACAUGCUUUCCACCAUGCACACAGUAGAUUUUGUAACGGUCUCCAGACGUGGAGGAAAUCAAGUAGUUCAAAAACCGGUCUGCGUAAUAGAUUACAAUAAUUCGAUGGGUACCGUAGAUAGAGCAGAUAUGGUAGCACGACAUAAUCUUGUGAAAGUAAAGAAACGAUCAAAAAGGUAUUACGAUCAAAAAAUAAAUCCUCAAGUAUUAAAGGUGGAAGACGAAGUAUUUCUUUUAAAGGAAUCAACCUUAAAAUUUGGAAAUCAGAACAUUGACCCUCACAAAAUUCUAGAAAUGCUACCCCACAACAAUAUUAAAUUACAAGUUAAUGGAAAAACGAAGAUAUUUAAUUGUAACAAAUUAAGGAAAUCGAAAAUAAGUCAAACAAGUCAAACAUUAGAAUUUAAACUGUUUCAGAGACGUGGGAAAAAUAUUAGCAGUAGCGGUAACGAUGCUACUUAUGGUCAAAAUCUGUGCCGCCUUCCUGGGUUGGCCGGAUUUAUUUGCACUGGAACGCAAUACGUCGUCCCAUAUAGCACUUGGAACGACAUAGUAAUGCAAGAAUCGGUGAAGAUCAACCUAGAAGAAUACUUUGAACGGUAA